Penaeus monodon (black tiger shrimp) is the source of this 3382-nucleotide messenger RNA. RefSeq names its product UDP-glycosyltransferase UGT5-like. The transcript has 8 exons. Lineage: Eukaryota; Metazoa; Arthropoda; Malacostraca; Decapoda; Penaeidae. Gene Ontology annotation, molecular function: UDP-glycosyltransferase activity. The record is from RefSeq and is a predicted model, not a curated record. The coding region runs from base 80 to 1651 and encodes 523 amino acids.
CGAAAGAGCUGGACCUAAGAGCUGGACACGAUAGCUCUUCGUUCUUGCCUGUUAGGGACCGGUCGGCUCGCUGCUCACGAUGAACCUUCGAACGCUGUCUUGCUGGUUGGCCGUGGGUGUGUGUGCGACCAGCAUGGGCGUCGCGGGCGGGGUGGGCGCUGUGGUCGAGGACUUGCCACCUCCGGAGAAGCCCUGCAGAAUCCUCAUGCUCCUCCCGAUAUCCUGCAGGAGUGACGCGGAGGUUUUCGUGUCCUACGCAGAGGCUCUGGCUUAUCGUGGUCACAGGAUAGUGAUGCUGCUCAACCAAAAACCGCAAAGGAAAAACUUCAACGUCUUUCAGCUUUAUCACGGACUCGACCACUUUCGCCAUGAUCAGCUGGACGCGUUGGAAUCCCCUGAUGGCGUCUUAGAUUUAGUUUCCCAUGAUAAGCUUGCCUCCUUCACCAGAGAGUUCUAUCAGCUCGAUGAGGUGAAGGCGCUCUAUAAAAUGCGGAAGAAAUUCGAUCUUAUUGUUGUUCAUCAGAUGCUGAGUGAGGUAGUCUAUCCAUUCCUUCACGAGAUGCCCUUUAUCUCCUUCUCGACGGCUGGGAUCGACUCGCAACAGAGUGCCACGCUCGGAAACGUUUUAAAUCCUUCCUUUGAGAUAGAGCCUCUUCUUCGGCCUCUCGACGCCCUUAAACGUUUCCAGAGCACGUUUGCACACUGUUUCCGCCUCUGGUAUCGGAAGUAUUGGACUGUGGUGCCUGCUGUCCAAAAGGAGAUCUCGGCGCUGUUCCCAAAGCUUCCUCCUCUCCUAGACCUUGAACGUAACCAGAGCCUCGCCCUCGUGAACUCACACUUCAGCUUAGGUUCCCCACUUCCGCUUCUCCCCUCACAGGUGGAAGUGGGUGGCAUCCACUGCAGACCCGGACAACCCCUUGCUGGAGAUGUGGACGCAUGGAUCUCUGGCGCUGGAGAAGCCGGAGUAAUUUACCUCAGUCUGGGCUCCGUCGGACAACCGUUUUCUAUGUCCUCCCAGUAUCGUCAAGUGCUAACUCAAGCGCUCGGCAAGUUGGACCAGAGAGUCAUAUGGAGGUACAAGGACGAGGUACACGACCUUCCUGACAAUGUGCUGGUCAGGGAAUGGCUUCCACAGCAACAGCAAGACGUUUUAGCUCACCCACACGUCAAGGCGUUCGUCAACCUCGGCGACUUCCUCAGUAUUCAGGAGGCCGUUUGCCACUCGAAGCCCGUCCUCGCCCUUCCCAUUUCGAGCCAACAGGCGAAGAACGCGGCCACCGUCAGGAACUCUGGUCUCGGCCUCUCGCUGCCAUGGGAGGACCUCACCGAAGACCUUUUGCUAAGAGCCCUGCGAGAGAUCGUCGAGAAUCCGAAAUUCCAAGAGACGGCCUCGGAAGCAUCCUCCGCUCUGCGCGACCAACUCCACACGCCCCUGGACCUCGCCGUAUUCUGGACCGAGUACGUGAUCCGGCAGGAGGGCGCCCCCAGGCUGAGGAGUCCUGCAGUCAGCCUCUCGUGGGUGGAGUUCCUCAUGCUCGACGUCCUGGCUGCCCUGCACUUGGUCCUCCUCCUCUCCUUCGUGAUUCUUUGGCGGUUGGCUCGGUUUAUUUCUCGCCUCGUAUGUGGAAGUGAAAAGCUGAAAACGGAAUAGAUCUGCCUCGUGAGAUGAUGCAGCUUCACCUCCUCCGAUAGUCGAAGGUUGAUGCUUUAAAUCGCUUUGAUAAACUAGAUACGUCCAGAUAUUGCUCUUAAUGCUCGAUAAUCGAAAGUUUGGGAAUGGAAGAGUACUGAAAAAUUGGAGGAAACAACCCAAGAUAAAGAGAGAUAGACAUGAACACACGAAGAAUAUGAAGAUAGUUUCAUCUCUAAUCAUUCUUAUCUCUAAAAUCAUAAGUACUAUUCGAUCUAUUUUUCUGUAUCCUUUGUAAGCACACAGAUGGAAACUACUGUCUAGUUAGAAAACAACAAACAGCAUUGGCAAAUUCAGCAAAUAAUAAUGAUAAUGGUAAUGGUAAUAAUAAUAAUUAUUAUUAUGAUAACAAUAGUAAUUAUAAUAGUAAUAACAUGACAAUAAUAAUGAUAAUAAUAGUAUUAACAAUGAUAAUAAUGAUAAUGAUAUUUUUUUCUUAUAAUAAUAACAAUAAUAAUGAUAAAAACAAUAAUGAUAAUAAUAAUACGAAAUGUAGUGAUAAUGAUAACGAUAAUAACAAUAAUAAUAUUAGUAAUAAUAAUAAUAGUGAUACUAAUUAUCAUAUAGAUAAUAUAGUAAUAAUAAUAUUGAUUAUAAUAAUAAUGUUGAUAAUUAUGAUAAUAAUGAUAAUGAUAAUAAUGACAAAACAGCAAUAAUAGUAAUAAUGAUGAUAAUUAUAAUAAUGAUAAUAAUAAUAAUGAAUAUUCUUAUUAUAAUUAUCAUUAUUACUAUCAUUAUUAUCAUUAUUGUUGUUACUAUCACUAAAAUUAUUAUUAUCAAAACCAUUUCUACUAUUGUUAUUAUCAUCAUUAUUGUUAUUAUAAUCAAUAAUAUAAUUAAUAUUUUUAUUAUCAUGAUCAGCAUUUUAUUAAUAUUAUCAUUAUCAUCAUUAAGUUUAUCACUAUCAUUAUUAUUAUCUUUAUUAUUAUCAUUAUUAUUAUUAUUUCUGGUUCUCUCAAGAUUGGUCUUACAUCUUGGUGAAGGAGCUGCAGUCGCGGACCACAACCAGUGGUCUUGGGUAUUGUAGCUUCUUUCUCUUUUACUUUUCACUUCAUGUCCAAUACUUUUCGAAUUAUUCUUGCUGUUCCUAGUAAACAAGGUUUUUGUAACAUUUCAACUGUAAUUUCCAAAUCCAGCUUCUGUAUCCAUUUCUCGAACUGCUUUGUCACUGUCCCUAAUGCCCCUAUUACUACUGGAAUAACUUCAGCAUCUUUCAUUCUCCACAUUUUUGCAAUUUCAUAUUUCAGGUCUCAGUAAUUGUUACACUUUUCUUCUUCUUUUUUUUUCAAUACGUGUGUCAAAUGAUGGGUCGAUGAAACUCACGACUCAUCGACCUAUCAUUAUUAUUAUUAUUAUUAUUAUUGUUAUUAUUAUUAUUAUUAUUAUUAUUGUUGUUGUUGUUGUUGUUAUGAUUAUAAUAGUAAUAAUAAUGAUAACGACGACAAUAACAAUAAUAAUUUCAUGAACAGUAACAAUUAUACUAACAAUAACAAGGAUAAUGACCAUAACAAUAAUAAUAAUGAAAAUAAUGUAGCCAUUACAAAAACCCAUAUAUUAUAUACAGUUUUGUACGUACUUUGUCAGUGAGUGCAAUACAGCUGUCUACUGGUAUAUCGUCAUUGACAGAUACCAACCCAGCUUAUAUCUAAUUUGUUUACCUAAAGCAACGAAUUUAUCGCAGGAUUUAAUUGU